Messenger RNA from Thelazia callipaeda (thelaziosis nematode), 1107 nucleotides. Lineage: Eukaryota; Metazoa; Nematoda; Chromadorea; Rhabditida; Thelaziidae. The record is from the annotation of a GenBank genome assembly.
AUGCAACAGCAUAGAUUUGAGCCACCAGUCCAGUUUGACAUGACACCAAGAGUACCUGGGCAGAAUUCCAUGCAAACAGCAUUGGACUGCAUGGACUUAUUUUGCUUAUGUCCAUAUUUAAAUUGCGUGGAUUUUUUUAUCUGCAAACAUGUUUUGCAGGGGCGAAUUGGCAAUAAUGUGUGCAUACUACCGAAUGGAGCAAUAUUGCAAAAAUCUGUUCGUAAAGAAUAUCGAAUGCUAACAAAUGCUGAACGAAAUCGUUUUCAUGACGCUGUGCGAAGAUUGAAAAGAAGCGGGAAUUAUGAUGUCUUAUCAAGGAUACAUCAACAAAUGGCCAGUUCAAGUGGUGCUCACUCAGGUCCAGCUUUCUUACCAUGGCAUCGAGAAUAUGUGAAAAGGGUGGAAAUUGCACUUCGCUUAAUUGAUCCGUCACUAGCAAUUCCUUACUGGGAUUCUGUUAUGGAUAGCUACUUACCAAAUCCACGAGAUUCGAUAAUUUGGAGCACAUUGUUUGCUGGUGAAACAGAUAAUUCUGGAAAUGUGAUAAAUGGUCCUUAUAUUGGAUUUCGAACUUUAGAAGGUCGACCAAAUAUCAGAAGAUCAUUAGGUUCUGAAGGACGUCUAUUUGCCGAAAAUGACAUCUGGAACGUUGUGAAUCAUAGAAGCAUUUCAAAUGUUUUGGCAUUUACUGCUCCAGAAGCUGGAUGUCCUUUUUCUCCAAACUUCGAAGCGUUGGAAUAUAAACAUGGAAGCGUGCAUCUAUGGGUUGGAGGGGAUAUGAAACCCGCAUAUCCACCGGAACUACCACAAUGUGCUAAUGCAUUACAUCUCAAACACUCUCCAAUGUUGCCAUUCAAUAAACAAAAUGCAGAUGGAUUAUCAAAUGAUUACACAAACAACUUAUACGAAUACGCACCUCGGCCUAGUUGUAGUUGGCAAGUGCGUUCCUGUGGAUCACCGUAUCUGUUUUGUGAUGUAAACCAUGGUCAGCCUCACUGCGUUUCCAAAAUUAAAGUCAAUGGUUUAUGUCGCGGUUUUGAAGGAGAAGAUGCUUGUUUUCGUAGCAUAUGCUUGAAUUCUGUAUGUCGACCUUAUAAACGAAAAUAG